Emys orbicularis (European pond turtle) is the source of this 1811-nucleotide messenger RNA. RefSeq names its product solute carrier family 43 member 2 (gene SLC43A2). Bases 96 to 1811 code for a protein of 571 amino acids. Gene Ontology annotation, biological process: neutral amino acid transport; transmembrane transport. NCBI's taxonomy places the organism in Eukaryota, Metazoa, Chordata, Testudines, Emydidae. The record is from RefSeq and is a predicted model, not a curated record. The transcript is spliced from 15 exons. Gene Ontology annotation, molecular function: L-amino acid transmembrane transporter activity; neutral L-amino acid transmembrane transporter activity.
GAAUAAAAAACACCGGGUGGAACCGGAGCGAGCGAGAGCGGAGCGCGCGCCGGGCGGGGUUUAGAUACUAGAGAAAUAAGUCCUCACGUGUUGCAAUGGCUCCCACACUUGCUACUGCGCAUCGGCGGCGCUGGUGGAUGGCAUGCACAGCUGUUGUAGAGAAUCUUCUCUUCUCUGCUGUUCUUCUGGGCUGGGCAUCACUGCUCAUCAUGCUGAAAUCCGAAGGAUUUUACUCCUACCUAUGUCAUGAACCAGAGAAUGUUACCACCAGCUCUGCACAUGGCAACAGGACAGAGCAGGAAGCUGUGAUUCGGAUCAAUGGGUGGCUCAUCUGCCCGGAGCAGGAUGAAAUGUUGAACCUGGCUUUUACCGUUGGAUCCUUCUUGCUGAGUGCAAUCACUCUGCCUCUUGGGAUUGUCAUGGACAAAUAUGGCCCUCGCAAACUGCGUCUGCUUGGCAGUGCCUGCUUUGCUGUGUCCUGUGUGAUGAUUGCAUAUGGAGCUAGUAACCCAAAUUCACUGUCAGUGCUGAUCUUCAUCUCACUGUCUCUGAAUGGCUUUGGUGGAAUGUGCAUGACCUUUACCUCACUUACGCUGCCCAACAUGUUUGGUGAUCUUCGUUCCACGUUCAUUGCUCUGAUGAUUGGCUCCUACGCUUCCUCAGCUGUCACUUUUCCUGGAAUCAAGGUUAUAUAUGACUUUGGUGUCUCUUUCAUCCUCAUUCUGAUUGUCUGGGCAUCCUGUGCAGGACUAGUUUUCUUCAACUGUUUCUUCAACUGGCCACUGGAGCCAUUCCCAGGACCAGAAGAUAUGGACUACACAGUGAAGAUCAAGUUCAGCUGGCUGGGAUUUGACCACAAAAUUACAGGGAAACAGUUUUACAAGCAGGUGACCACAGUGGGACGUCGUCUGAGUGUGGGGAGCUCCAUGAAGAACCCCAAGGAGCUGGCAGCUCAAGAGGGAAACAAACUCUGUCUGUCAACAGUGGACCUGGAAGUGAAGUGUCAAGCAGAUGAUGCAGCAUCUCCGUCCUUUAUGCACAGUGUCUUCAGCCCAAUUUUGCUACUCAGCCUCAUCACCAUGUGCGUCACUCAGCUGCGGCUCAUUUUCUACAUGGGGGCCAUGAACAACAUCCUGGGAUUCCUUGUGGAGGGAGACCUGGAGACAGUGAUGGAUACAGUGAGUCUCUACACCUCCGUUUUUGGGGUGUUGCAGCUGCUCUGCCUGAUGACUGCCCCCAUGAUUGGAUACAUCAUGGACUGGAAGCUGAAGGAAUGUGAUGAUGAUUCAGAAGAGGCUGAUGAGAGUGAUGCUAAUCAAGAUGGUAAAAAAAAGAAAAAACGUGAUCGCCAGAUUCAGAAGAUUUCGAAUGCCACAAGAGCUUUUGUGUUCACCAACAUACUACUAGUUGGAUUUGGAAUUACCUGUCUCAUUCCUAACCUGCCUUUGCAGAUCCUUUCCUUCAUUUUGCACACAAUAGUGAGAGGAUUCAUCCACUCAGCGGUGGGAGGCCUCUAUGCAGCUGUAUACCCCUCAACGCAGUUUGGCAGCUUGACGGGACUGCAGUCUUUGGUCAGUGCCCUUUUUGCUCUUCUGCAGCAGCCCUUGUUCCUGGCAAUGAUGGGACCAUUGAAAGGAGACCCUCUUUGGGUGAACGUGGGGCUUCUUGGAGUGAGUAUGCUGGGCUUCUGCCUGCCGGUCUAUCUGAUCUGCUAUAAACGCAGGCUAGAAAGAGAGAAACAGCAGAGAAGUGAUGAUGCCAAACUCUUCCUCAAAAUCAAUGGCACUCCCAAUGAGGAAGCCUUUGUUUAA